Elgaria multicarinata webbii is the source of this 1283-nucleotide messenger RNA. RefSeq names its product paired box 8 (gene PAX8). The transcript is spliced from 10 exons. NCBI's taxonomy places the organism in Eukaryota, Metazoa, Chordata, Lepidosauria, Squamata, Anguidae. Bases 1 to 1209 code for a protein of 402 amino acids. The record is from RefSeq and is a predicted model, not a curated record. Gene Ontology annotation, molecular function: DNA-binding transcription factor activity, RNA polymerase II-specific; RNA polymerase II cis-regulatory region sequence-specific DNA binding. Gene Ontology annotation, biological process: regulation of transcription by RNA polymerase II; anatomical structure development.
AUGGCAAUGAGCAACAGGAAAGGUUAUCACACAGGUCUCCCCUUGCCCACUUUGAAUGUGGUUUGUGUCUUAGCAGGGCAUGGAGGAUUGAACCAGCUGGGUGGGGCCUUUGUGAAUGGCCGGCCCUUGCCAGAGGUGGUCCGGCAACGCAUUGUGGACUUGGCCCACCAAGGUGUGAGGCCCUGUGACAUCUCCCGGCAACUCCGAGUCAGUCACGGUUGUGUCAGCAAAAUCCUUGGCAGGUACUACGAAACUGGCAGUAUACGGCCAGGUGUGAUUGGAGGCUCCAAGCCCAAGGUGGCAACACCCAAGGUGGUAGAGAAGAUUGGGGAUUACAAGCGGCAGAAUCCCACCAUGUUUGCUUGGGAAAUCCGGGACCGUCUGUUGGCCGAGGAUGUCUGUGAUAAUGACACUGUUCCCAGUGUUAGUUCCAUCAACAGGAUCAUUCGCACAAAAGUGCAACAACCAUUCAAUCUCCCAAUGGACAACUGCAUGGUAUCUAAAAACCUGAGCCCCAGCCAUAACCUCAUUCCCAGCUCUGCUGUGACGCCACCAGAGUCGCCCCAGUCAGAUUCCCUGGGCUCUACUUAUUCUAUCAAUGGCAUUCUGGGGAUUGGUUCACCCAGCAGUGACAACAAGAGGAAAAUCCAUGACAGUGACCAAGAAAGCUGUGGGCUCAGCACAGACUCCCAAGGCAGCAGCAGCACCUCCCACAAACACUUGCGCAGCGACACCUAUGGGCAGCAUCUGCUGGAAUGCCCAUUUGAAAGGCAGCACUUCCCAGAGGUCUACGCCUCCCCCAGCCAUGCCAAAGGGGAGCAGGCAGGCAUUUACACAUUGCCCCUGCUGAACAGUUCUAUGGAUGAUGGCAAAGCUAUGCUGACACCUUCCAGCACACCACUGAGUCGAAACCUGGUUGCUCAUCAGACCUACUCUGCUGUGACAGGGCGUGAAGUGGUUGGCUCCACACUUCCUGGCUACCCGCCACACAUUCCAUCUAAUGGACAGGGUAGCUACAGCUCUUCUGCAAUUGCUGGAAUGGUAGCAGCAGGAAGCGACUAUUCUGGGAAUGCCUACAGCCACACCCCUUAUGCAGGCUAUGGAGAAAACUGGCGCUUCCCCAACUCUGCCCUACUGGGUUCCCCAUAUUAUUACAAUUCACCUUCACGUGGCCCUGUCCCCACCACCGCCACGUAUGACCACCUAUAGGUGAAGCAUUGGUGUAGGAGCAAGAACAGAAGACACACCCUCUAUUUAUUGUCCAACAACAAAAACAGAGAGAG